AUGCGGCAUACUGAUAUAAAGCAGUCCACACAAGAAAUAGCUGAUCAUGACAUUAGCGACACAGCUACUGAGUAUUCAGAUGAAUCCAGAAGCACGUUUUCGAAGAAGCGGAGUUUUAUAUGGGAACUAGCAAAUGAGCUGUUCAAAAAUAUUAGCUCAUUAAAUGUGGACGAAAUGACCCAAGCAAGGGUCUCGAAUAUCCUACCUGAGCUGCUCCAGGCAUUUGCGUUGAAGGUUGGUUAUGGUGCUAAAACGCAAAUGCAUCGAGAUGUCAUGGCUUUUGUGCAUAGGCAUAGACGUGAGAUCGCCACGGAGUUUGCAGACAUUGGUUUCAAGGACUCGGAUGAUUCUAACCUAAAAAAGCGCAGAGCGGAGGGUAUGAGCUGGCAAGAUCGUACGAGUCUCUGGUUCGAAAAGACUUCAUUUGAAACAGAGGAAUCGCCGGAAGAGCCUGUACAAUCAACGACAAGAGAUGAUGAAGCUCUAGAGGAUGAUGUUCCAGACGAGUAUGGAGAAGUGCCGGAGAGCUGGCUUAUUGCUUACCGGAAGCUCCUUACAGGUAGCAGCGCGUACGAAGAGCUCCUCGCUCGAUUGCAAAGAGAAUUUUAUCUAGUUCCAGCAGAACUAAACAUUAUGGGAGAGAUUCGAGGAAGAAUUAUAUCUUCGCUCCCAUCGCCGCAUAAAGUCAGUAGGAGAAUAUCGCCACGGAGCUGUCAUGCCAUAUUUCAACUUGACUGGGAUAUCAUUGAUUUUUUCAAUACUCAGGGGUAUUUAAAAGAGUCUUACGAGGUAUUUGAGGGCGUUAUUACUAUUACUGGGUCUUGUCAGGAUGCCCAAGCUGCAACUUGUGCUCAAUACAUAAAACAGACGUGGCCCUUUAUAGGAGAAAUAGUCAUUCGGUUGGUCAAGGAUGUCCUCAAGGGGGCGAGCCAUGUAUAUCUGUUACCCGAUCGAACAGCAAUUACGGCAUGGAUUGACACACCCAAAUUUAUGCUAGAAGUCUAUGGAGUCUCAGUUUCCAUAGCAGAGAUUGGGGAACUGUUCUCUUGGCUUGGAGCUGCUCUGAGAACCUCUCCACGACACAACGGAUUAAUGUAUUGUGUGCCAAAUGUUCGCAAUAUUGAUUCAAAUACCGCGCUAUUAACGCACAUUAUGACGCCGCCAUCAUCUACUCUUGUUAUCUAUGAAAUCAAAUUUGCGAUGAACAUAGCCCCCCGAUCCCUACCAGCGGCAAAUGGCCAGUGCUGGCACGAUAUUUUCAGGAAUCCAAUUAUCGUAGGAGGGUAUCCUAUUCCUCAAAGACUUAAAUGGAAUACAGGUCUUGAAAUUCCUCUUAAUAUUAUGGCAGGACUGGCUCGGACUCGGCGGGUUAACCGGUUUAAAGAAAAAGUAUACAUCAAGGGCUUUUCAACAAUGCUCGUUCCAACUGAGAAAAAUACAGACAUGAUUUGCUGGCAUCUAAUCUAUAACGAGGACGGAGAUCAUAUAUCCUACUUGGAUGAUGAUCAGGAUCAAGAGCAAUAUAUUGGACAGCUAGAUCUGGAGAACUAUCGACAUGUUUUGGGGUGGUGCUCGGAAGCAAAAUUAUAUGCGGGUUCGGCAGGAGCACGUCAUCCUGUAACUCACUCGAGGCUCCCCAAACCUCAUACAGGCUGUGCUCUCUCUGGAGUGAGUGUUUCAGAAGGAAAAAUGAUACUGAAUGGUCCAGAAUUCUGCAUUGGAGCCAAAGAUACACCGGUCUACAUCUCUCGUAAAGGCAAUAUCCGGCGGCUGAAAUGGAUAUCUACCAAGUUCAUUCUUUUAUGGGAUGAACGCGAUAAACGGGGCUGGCUAAUCAAUGGUACGACUGCUCUUUUACACAUCAUACGAGCUUUUUUGUCGCACGCAAAAGAGGACAACUUCAAGUCUGCGUUUUAUUUCAAGGACGAGGACCUUCAAGAGGCGGAAACCCCCUUUACGGCCGACUCUGCCAUUGCCGUGCUUCUUAACCCCCACAAUAGACGACUUAAGCUUUACGAAGAAGAUGACGAUGACGACGACGACGAGUAUCUUUUUAAAACUCAAAUUGACCAUUUUUACAAUUUGCUGGAGAAGCUCAUUGAUCAUCAGGCAGAUAUUGCUGGAGACUGUGGAACUAAAUUGAGUAAUAACCCGCGAAGAUAUCUUGAAGGAUGGGAUUUUGAAGAUGUGGCGAAAGAAUGUCCAACUUUAUAUCCACGAGUGGCCACUAUAGCGGAUGCUGGAAAAGGAUGGGUGGAUUUUAUAAGGGCUAUCCAUGCUGUCACAUUAGUCGGUCGAGGUUUUGGUGAUAUUAUCAAGCCCGUUGGCCGAAGUCAAUGCGAUUCGUGGGCCACGCUUCCAACGAAGCGAUAUUAUAUCGCAAGCUGCGUUUCUGAUUUGGACCGUCUCUUGAAGUUAGCCGGAUGUCACCAAGAUGGUCAUGCUAUGCUCUGCGAUAACAUGAUAUAUCAUACUCCGGCCUCUGUUUAUAUGUCCUGCCAAUGCAGAGGUACAUUAGGACAGAAGCAUUGUGAGCCUGUUCGAACGAUAAUCCCGUCGUCAAUGUCCAUGGAUGUACCUUUUAUAAAUCAUCCAAGCCAAUCCAGAGACCUGGGCGCAGUCAUUCUUGGAUAUAAUUCCCAUUUCCCGUUAAUCUGGGGAGACACUGGUCCUCCCCAACAAGGUGAACUUAUGGAAAAGGAGCCUUCACCCAAAGCGAUUAAGGAAAAUGUAGAUUCUGGUUUCGGCUCAAACUCAAUAGUGUCGGAGAUAGAGAGCCCCUCAAUUCCUCAGUCAACGCCGGAAACUCAAUAUUCAGCCAGGCCUAGGGACCUUUAUCCCGAGAGAGCGAAGAAACUGGUGCAAAAUCUCACGAUCCCAGCCGACAGUGAGACAAACUCCUGGAAGCAAUACGCGGUAGGGAUUAUCUGCCCGCUAGCAAAGGAGCUUAAGGCAGUCCUAGCCCUCUUUGACAAUAACCAUUGUAGUCCAAGCCCAGAAUCAGAAGAUAGUGACAUAUACUUUCUUGGGGAUAUGGCUGGGCACUGGGUCGUCGCAACGUGUCUUCCAGCUACCGAAUACGGAACCAAUUCGGCUGCGGCCACAGCUGCUAAUCUGAAGUCCAGGUUCUCUUCAAUUCGAUUCUGUCUCCUAGUUGGUAUUGCAGGUGGUGUGCCCUCAGAGGAGAAAGACAUUCGCCUUGGUGAUGUGGUUGUCAGCCAGCCUACCGGUACCAGUCCUGGGGUGAUUCAAUAUGAUCUUGGGAAAGAGGAAGAUGGUAAUCAUUUCCGACUGACGGGUUCGUUGCAGCGCCCGCCGCGCGUCUUAAUGAGGGCUAUUAGUGCCAUGGAGGCAAAUCUGGAGCCACCAGCUGGCCGAUUGAAUAAAAAUCUUUGCAUCAUUGCAGAUCGCUUCCCAGAAUAUAAGUAUCCAGGUCAAGACUUGGAUAUAACAUAUCAGGCCGCCUGUGCGUCAUGCGUCUUGCAUCAGGCAUGCCUUGGAUCUUGUUCUCACAUACGGCAGCGCGUUCCACGUACGACAACUACACCCAUGAUUCACUAUGGACUUGUAGCGUCGGGCAAUCGUGUGAUAAAGAAUCUGACAGUCCGCAACCAAGUGGCACAAGAGCACGGCAUCCUGUGCUUUGAGAUGGAGGCCGCUGGGGUGAUGAAUACGGUGGACUGCCUGGUGAUUCGCGGAAUCUCCGAUUAUUGCGAUGCUCAAAAGAACGACAUCUGGCAAGAGUAUGCGGCUGCCACGGCUGCAGCAUAUGCGAAGCUUUUGCUCGGAUUUGUCCCCAAAACAAAACGUCCUGGUGCUGAUAGCACGGAGCGAAAUGGAGACAUGGCACUAACUAAGAAAAGGAAGCUUGACCAAUAG
Molecule: messenger RNA, 3879 nt
Organism: Trichoderma asperellum CBS 433.97
Lineage: Eukaryota; Fungi; Ascomycota; Sordariomycetes; Hypocreales; Hypocreaceae
Biological process (GO): nucleoside metabolic process
Molecular function (GO): catalytic activity; protein binding
Source: RefSeq, a predicted model, not a curated record